Messenger RNA from Hymenoscyphus albidus, 3466 nucleotides. Lineage: Eukaryota; Fungi; Ascomycota; Leotiomycetes; Helotiales; Helotiaceae. The record is from the annotation of a GenBank genome assembly.
UUUAGAGACACAGGCAUACCCAACACCAAACACCACAAGAUCUAAUGGCGCGACGAAACAACAAAGUCGCCAAAGGCGCCUAUUCGGCCACAGGCGCAAACAGUGACGCUUUACCAUCCUUUGACGACAAAGCUCUUUCGGCGCUCACCGCGAAGAUAGAGCAAGGCUUUGGCGCGGGGAAAUCGAAAUCGAAGUCGAAGGCAGCAAAUGGAGAUACCCCACAGCCGAGAUCCAAGAAGCCAAAACCAGCCAUUGGGCACACGAGAGCAGCGCCAGAGACGUCCGCGAAAGCAGCAGAGAAUAGCAGAGGCACAAAGCGGGAUUCGCAAGGGAACGCCAAAGCAGAUGGAAAAGCAAAAGCCCGCAAGGAAAAUGGUCCGGGGAAAGCAACAUCCAAACUUGAUAAGCUCCACGACGAUAGGGAGACUCUACUCCAAGAAAUUCUGGCUCUUGGGGGCACCGAGGAAGACCUUGCCCUCGUGGUAGACGCUGCAUCCGAUGAGGAAGAAGAAGCCAUUGAGAGUGGUCCUGCGGACAAAGCCUUGCAAAAAGAGUUGGCAAAAUUUGUCGCUGGCCUCGGCAUUGAAAGUCAAUCCAUUGCAGAUGACCCUGAAUCAGAUGUAGAAAGUGAGCAGGAAAAUGGUGGAAUGGGUUCCGAGGAACAAGAGGAGGGAGAUUGGGAAGAAGCUUCAGACUUAUAUUCCGACGUUCCAGAGACCUCAUCUGUUGCUGUAAACCACGAGCUUGCUACUGCCUCUAAAGACCUCCCAUCUUCGUCCAAGGACUCAAAUAACUUGGUGAGUCUAACAAUGGCUUCAAAAGUUUAGACUGAUCUCGGCUUUAGGUUUUCAAAGCACGUCCAGAUUGGCAUGCAGCUCCCCUUCCCAACCUCCCAUUGGAGAAAGUUACGAACACCGCGAAAUUUCAAAGUGCCAUCUCAAACUUGAAGGCGUAUGCUACAACCUUGUUAGAAGAAGAUGGCAAUUUAUACGCUUCGAAACAUCUUUCUUCUUCUUCCUCCCAUCGGUUUUUGUCAACAAUCAUGUCCUCGGGUACGCUGUCAGAUAAGGUUUCCGCAUUAACUUUGGUCGUUCAAGAAUCGCCUGUUCACACCACGAAAUCAUUUGAAAAUCUUCUUGCUCUGGCUAAGAAAAGAAGCCGUGCGCAAGCCGUGAGUGCUCUGGGUGCCUUGAAGGAUUUGUUGGGUAAUGGCGUUGUCUUGCCUUCUGAUCGACGACUUCGACUGUUCUCUAGUCAGCCAGGUCUUCUUGGAACACUGCAACAAGACACAAUUACAACCUGGAACUUUGGCCACCGGCUUCCAGGCGAUAUUACCAAAGCCCAUCUAAUCUCAUGGGCUUAUGAAGAUUGGUUAAAGGAGUCCUACUUUGAUAUGCUUAAGGUUCUAGAGGGUUGGUGUAAUGACGAGGUGCUCUAUGCUCGGUCGAGAGCCGUGACCUAUGUUUACGAACUACUGAAAGAAAAACCGGAACAGGAAGCAAACUUGCUCCGUCUUCUGGUCAAUAAACUCGGAGAUCCUGACAAGAAAAUCGCAUCACGAACAUCAUAUCUUUUGCUUCAAUUACAAACUUCUCACCCCAUGAUGAAGCCCAUUAUUAUACGAUCCAUAGAAAUAGAGCUGCUUCUACGACCAGGCCAAAGUUCGCAUGCAAGAUAUUAUGCAAUCAACACCUUGAACCAGACUAUCUUGAGAGCCAACGAGGAAGAAGUCGCGAAAAAGCUUCUUGACAUUUAUUUCGAUCUUUUCGUGUCUUUACUGAAGAAGAAAGAACACAAGCCUGAGCCGACAGGGCCAGUGACAAACCGCAAAGGUCAAGUGCAGGGUGGUGGCGCCCCUAUGGGAAAGAAGGCAAAAGCAAAAGCCACGAAGGAGGAGGAGGCUAAGUUGGCGAGUCAAGAGACAAUUGAAAAAAUGAUCUCGGCAGUCUUGAGUGGAGUCAACCGAGCUUUCCCCUUUUCCAAAUCUGAUGAUCUUAGGUUCGUGCUUUAAAUCUUAAAUGUUGAUGAAUAUCUAACCCUGAAAUAGUCUUGAGAAGCAUAUGGACACUUUAUUUAGAAUCACCCAUUCUUCGAACUUCAACACCAGCAUUCAGGCAUUGAUGCUGAUCGAACAACUCGCCACCUCCAAGCACCUUGCAGUCGAUAGAUUUUAUCGAACCCUUUAUGAAUCUCUCUUGGACCCGCGACUCAUCACCUCAUCAAAGCAUGCUCUGUAUCUCAAUCUUCUUUUCAGAGCCUUGAAGGCGGACCUCAAUAUUAAGCGUGUAAAGGCUUUUGCGAAACGCCUCUUGCAAAUAGUCACUUUGCACCAACCGCCUUUCAUCUGUGGGGUCAUAUAUCUUCUGCGGGAGUUGAAGGCCACAUUUCCGCGUCUGAAAACGUUACUCAGCGACCCAGAGUACGGAGAUGAGGACGAGGAUGAAGUCUUUCGGGAUGUCCCAGAAGAUGGUGAGACAAAAGUGAAAAUACAACCCCAGAAGUCCAAACCAGCCAGCGUAUAUGACGGAAGAAAGCGAGAUCCGGAGCAUACCAAUGCUGAUAAAAGUUGUCUUUGGGAAUUAGUAAGUUUUCAUUACGAUGGAGUGUUUCAUUUCUAACACGUUAGAUCCCUUUCCUUGUACACUUCCAUCCGUCCGUUGCACUAUUUGCAGACCGCCUUGCAAAUAACCAGAAGAUGCCCCCGAAACCAGAUCUUACUUCGCAUACACUCUCAUCCUUCCUUGAUAGAUUUGUUUACCGAAAUGCAAAGGCGGCAGCUGGUGGUCCACGUGGAAGCUCCAUCAUGCAACCUCUAUCUGGAAGCGACAACAAAGCCGUUCUCCUAUCCAACCGUUCCAACCACACUGCCCUCCAGCCCGUUAACACAGAGUCAUUCUGGCGCAAAAAGGCGGAGGAUGUUGCUGUCGACGAAGUUUUCUUUCACAAAUACUUUAACCAGAUUGGCAAAGGCAAGCAGUCUUCAUCCAAGCAGAAGGCUUCUGCGAGAGGAGGGGAGAACGACGAUGAGGACAACGAGGAAGAUGAGAUCUGGCAGGCUCUCGUGGAAUCUAGACCCGAAGUGGAAGGUGAUAGUGAUGAGUCCGAUAUGGAGAUGCUGGAUCUGGACGACUCGGAUGCUGAAGAAGGAUCUGAUAUUGACAUGGAGUCAGACGGUGGUGUUGAAAUUAACAUGGAGGACGACGAAUCAGAAAUAGCAGGAUCCGAUGUCGGCGAAGAUGUAUUUGCGUCAGGCAGCGAAACUGAGAUGCGUGUUGACGAGGACGAGGAUGAAGAUGAAGAAGCCCUGUUUGCAAGAGAGCUCCAGACCGCUCAGCCAGCCACUGAAGGAGGUGACGAAAAAGAAACCAGUAGGAAGCGCAAGCAAAGACUUAAGAAGCUGCCUAUGUUUGCUUCUAUGGAAGACUACGCGGAGAUGUUGGACAACGAUGAUGACGAGGAUUUGUAG